Eublepharis macularius is the source of this 3027-nucleotide messenger RNA. RefSeq names its product solute carrier family 25 member 10 (gene SLC25A10). The transcript has 11 exons. Gene Ontology annotation, biological process: phosphate ion transmembrane transport; oxaloacetate transport; mitochondrial transport. The coding region runs from base 448 to 1182 and encodes 244 amino acids. The record is from RefSeq and is a predicted model, not a curated record. Gene Ontology annotation, molecular function: oxaloacetate transmembrane transporter activity; malate transmembrane transporter activity; sulfate transmembrane transporter activity. Lineage: Eukaryota; Metazoa; Chordata; Lepidosauria; Squamata; Eublepharidae. Gene Ontology annotation, cellular component: mitochondrial membrane.
CACGUGGCUGUCUCAUGAACACAAGUAGCUCCACAGCAGGCACAGGCAGUUUAUAUGUUGGGUGGUUGUACGGGAAUAAUUGUGAAUUCUUUGCUCUGGCUGCAAGAUCUGCUCACUGGUUGAGAGCAUAUCAUCCAGUAUUAAGAGCAUUAAUUGGGCUCUUGGGUAAAGAAUGCAGGUCUUUGGGGGCCUGCUGUGGUUCUGUUGAAUGGGAGAACAUUAUUGGGGAGAUAGAACACGAAUGAACAUGGGUCUGAGGAGGUGUUUAGGAAUUAGGGCUUGUCUUUUUGGAAGAGUCUGUUAGGUUAGCCACAUGUUCACUUGGAAAACAAAGGAGUUUAUUGGUCAAGGCGGCCUGGAGUAGGAGAGUGGAGGUGAAUCGUGUUCCAGCGUCUGGGAGGACAGUAAAAUGUCCAUCUGCAAACCCAGCAGGAAGUGAAGCUGCGCAUGACAGGGAUGGCACUACAUGUGAUUCGCUGUGAUGGCUUCCUAGCACUCUACAAUGGGCUUAGCGCCUCACUCUGCCGACAGAUGACGUACUCCCUCACCCGCUUUGCCAUCUAUGAGACUGUGAGGGAUCGCUUGACCCAGGGUGCCCAGGGGCCAAUGCCCUUCUACCAGAAGGUGUUGCUAGGUGCAGUAGGAGGUUUUGCUGGUGGGUUCGUGGGGACCCCAGCUGACAUGGUGAAUGUCAGGAUGCAGAAUGAUAUGAAGCUCCCUCUGAAUCUGAGGCGCAACUACUCGCAUGCUCUGAAUGGGUUAUAUCGAGUGUUUCGUGAAGAGGGUGUGAAGAAAUUGUUCUCUGGGGCAACAAUGGCUUCCAGUCGAGGAGCCCUAGUUACCGUUGGACAGCUCUCCUGCUAUGAUCAAGCCAAGCAGUUGGUUCUUGGGAGUGGUUUGCUCUCCGACAAUAUUUUCACCCAUUUUCUGGCCAGCUUUAUUGCUGGUGGGUGUGCCACAUUCCUGUGCCAGCCCUUGGAUGUGCUAAAGACACGGCUUAUGAAUUCCCAGGGCGAGUAUCGGGGCGUCAUGCACUGUGCAAUGGAGACUGCCAGGCUUGGACCAUUGGCCUUUUAUAAGGGCCUUGUUCCUGCUGGAAUCCGUUUGGUCCCACACACUGUGCUCACAUUCGUCUUUCUGGAGCAGCUGCGAAAAUACUUUGGGAUUGUAGUGUCACCCUAAGGAAGGAAGGGCCUGUCUAGCUGGAGACGUGAAAGAGAGGAAGGAAAUGGGCCUGAAAAUUGGGACCGUGCUAUGCUCAGGCAUCACACACACGCUCUUGUCAAGAUGCAGCACUCUUGCAGUGCACUUCUUAGUGCCAUAGCCAAUAGCUGUCCUCUCCCAGGAUGCCUCCUUCUUAGUGCCUGAUAGCUAAUCACGAGCCAACCCUUCAUUAUUGUUUGGUGCCUAAUGGUGUAAGCCAGCCAGCCAAUUGUAGAAUUUCCUCAUUCAUUACCCGGUGUCAGUGAGUAGCCAAUCCACAAAUGACUUUCUCUCAUGCCCACCAAUCCACAAAUGUCUCUGUCCCUUGCCCAGGAGUGCUACAAUGCUGCCUUUAGUGCUAUACUCCUGCUGAUCUCACAGUCGUCUUGUUUAAUGCCCAGCAAUACCGCAAUGCCUCUGCCUAGCAGCCAGCAUUCCAACAACCGUAUCUGUUUAAUUUCCUUCCAGCACGCUCGUCAGCUGUACCUUGCAGUGCCAUCGUGCUCCAUCUCAGUGUUGUGGGCAGUCAAUCUUCAUACCCGCAAUGCCUCCUUUUGUGGCCCUCUUCCGAUUUGUUGCCAUCCUAAUAGUGCGCCCAGUAGCUUCCUCCCAGGCAUCCCAUAAUGCUGGGCAUCCCCAUUUCUUCCCAGGAAGAAAAGAAAGUGUCUUAAAUUGGUCAUUUCUCUGGCCCUUUUAAAUGUUUACGGCUAGCAGCCCAUGCAAGAUUCUGGUGGCUGCUGCAAACUCAUAAUAGCAAUAUGCUAACUGAGCAAAUGUCUCCUUUUUUCCCCCUCCUUGUCCUUCAGGACCCCAGUUUUUAAUUUUUUUUUCAAAGACAUUGUUUCCCUUACUGCUUCCCACCUGCUCCCUUAUUCCUACCUCAGUCUCCAUUUACCUUCAGGGCUACAGCCUAAGGAGCAGGUGGCUGUUGUAGCUAUCACCUGUGUCAGGAAGAAAUCUCUUGCACCCAAACACCAAUCUCCAGAGAAGUUUAGCAUCCCUUGCCUUUAUUUUGCCUCUUGGUUCAGCAUUCAAGCCCUGAUUAACCAAAGCCUUCUGAAACCAAAGGGCCCUGUUGGGUUCUCGAACCAAUGACAGUGGGAAGCAGGCUUCUGAAGUGCUGCUAAGAAGCAAGAAGCAAGUAAGCUGGCUGGGGUGGGGGGUUUCACCCAGCUCCUGUAUGCCAGUCAAGUAGGCAACUAGCCUACUCCAAGCCAAGAGAAGGAAGGGGGGAAGGAGGGUAUAGGCCCAAGUGGCCACGGUCUUAUGGGUCAGUGCUUGCCUGAAUACUUGCAGUCUGUCAUAACUGCACUUAUCCUCACCCAGGGGUAAUGUCUGUAUUGUGCUUAAGAGGACGGGUUAGGACUGCAAGGCAGGGAGCUCUGUAUUUACUACAGUUACUUCAGAACAAAUUGUCGGAGUAACACCCUCUUUUUUCCAAGCCUCUUCCUUUCCAUGCUGCCUGUCCAAGCUCUGCUGUGGCAGGUCCUCUGAGCCUUUUUGGUAGCCCUGGAGGAGGCCUAGACAGCCACGGAGCUUCUCCAGGUUGCCUUGCCUCACUGUGAUGUCAUAUAGCAUCGGUUUUUUUUAAUGUCUCUUGCUGUGGCCUGCCCUGACCCUGUUUAAUUAAAUAGUUGUGUCUGUUUUGUUGUGUUCCUUCUCGCUGCUGGCUCCUGUCACCCUCUUCCCACCCACUAGCAUGUGGAUGGACCGUCCCCCAUGUGUGACUUUGUCAUUCCAGAGGGUCAUGACCCACAGACUUGGAGAACCAGAGCGAGUGAUCAGCACUUUUGUAAUCAUGGUCAAUAAAGUGAAUUGAACAAA